Polyodon spathula (Mississippi paddlefish) is the source of this 1265-nucleotide messenger RNA. Its product is annotated as protein FAM177A1-like. The record is from RefSeq and is a predicted model, not a curated record. NCBI's taxonomy places the organism in Eukaryota, Metazoa, Chordata, Actinopteri, Acipenseriformes, Polyodontidae. Bases 313 to 921 code for a protein of 202 amino acids. The transcript is spliced from 5 exons.
GAACGGGAUAAACAACAUUAGCAAGAUACAAGUUUAUUGUAGACUAUACUUGAACAAUAAUAUGUAGGUCAUGAAAAAAAAAAUCAAUUUGUCCCAGCUGCCAGUAGUUUGAUGUGUUCAGCCACUGAGUCGUUUGUGAUAUUCUGCCCUGCCGGUUUGUUCAUCUCCAAAGUCCUCCAUCCCUCCAUUUUUUUAAAGCGCAACUUCUUAUAACGAGAACUGUCUCUUUAAAUCUCCAGCAUUUACUUCCUGGUUAUACUCGCCCGAAGAAAGCACAGCAAACGAGUUACUCGGUAGGAGGAGAAAUUGGAGAUGGCUGAUCUAUCGCUUUAUCUAACAAAUAGCAACGUUUCAUUGGGACAAAAAAUGGAUGACAGUAAGAAUGUAGGAAAAGACUUUGAAAGUGUGGAACUAGGGGAGAUUGGAAAGGAGAAGCAGAAGAAGAAGGUGCCACGGCGGAUUAUUCACUUCGCCAGCGGAGACACCAUGGAAGAGUACAGCACGGAUGAAGAACAGGAGCUGGAGAAAAAAGAAAUGCUUCCUACAGUCGAUCCAUCAAAGCUGACUUGGAGACCAUACCUCUUUUUCUACAUGUGGAGGGCAGCCACUACUACAAUAUCAGUGUGUGACUUUCUUGGAGAAAAAAUGGCCUCACUGUUUGGAAUAAGUACACCUAAAUACCAGUAUGCCAUUGAUGAGUACUACAGGAUGAAGAAGGAGGAUGAAGAGGAGGAGGAGGAGAACCGCAUGUCUGAGGAGGCAGAGCGUAAUUUCCAGGAGCAGCAGAGCCAGGAAAGUCCAGAACCGCACACUGAACAGCCAGAGGGUUCUGCUUCAUUUGUUAAUGUCACUUUCGAGCUGGAAAACGAUCCCUGUGCGACUCCAGAGAAAAGUAGAGUUCCAGCACCCAUUCCCACAUAACAGUACAGCCAUUUAAAAAAAACUGAAUCUAAUCAGUUGCAAAAGUUUUCAGUACUUUAUUUUUGUUUUUCUUGCCAUUAACAUCUCCCUCGUGAAAUAUACAAUAUUGCAGUUUUUCAUGUUAGAAACAUUGGCAUCAUGCUAUUGCAGUGUAUAUGUGACCAUUUGCAUCAGCACAAUUGGUUGUGAAGUGCUUUAACAGGGUCACUCAAGUUUUAACAGAAUAUCUGACUGCCAUUUACUAAUGUUAAUUUAUAAAUGGCAACUAUAAUAAUGCACAACUUCCAGUUGUUUGUGUAAGGGAUACAUCUAGUAUCACUACAUAUAUAUAUAUAUUAUAUAUA